Molecule: messenger RNA, 576 nt
Organism: Laetiporus sulphureus 93-53
Lineage: Eukaryota; Fungi; Basidiomycota; Agaricomycetes; Polyporales; Laetiporaceae
Exons: 3
Coding region: 1-576 (191 amino acids)
Source: RefSeq, a predicted model, not a curated record
AUGGAAAUCAUCUAUUGUAUCAUUGUGAGAGAGUCUUCGACAUCUCCUGCUGUCCAAACGAACGAGUCAGCAAGUGAAGUAUCCAUCUCAACAAAAAUUACACCAUUUGAGAAGAUUGAUGAAAGCAAUAAGGAGGUAGACAAGAAACUGGAAACAGCACCUGCACAUGCUUCCCUGACUAGAGACUUUCUGCAUCACAUUGUUGAAAGCACAGAAACCAGUGAGACCUUGAGUGAAAUGAUCUUCAAAGUCCAUUUACCCCUACCUCAGAAGUUGCCAUUUGGAUCAUGCGACUCUCACAGACAGUACCAUGAAUCUUGGGUGGUGCCCAGAUUCUACAGCGAUAGCGCAGGCUGGAAUGGUCGAGUAUUGCUGGUAAUCUUGCAUAUGAUGAUCAUUGCCAUCCCACUGGUGGUGCCAUUCACUAUCAUUGAGAUCAUGAGCAGAUUCCACAUGAGCAGAGAAUCUACUGGAACACAGCUGGUCUGCAUAAUGCUGUGGUAUGCAUUCCAGGAAUUGGCGAGCUACGUGGACAUGAUUUACUGGACUAUCGGCGGAGGAUUGCAGGCUACAUAG